Molecule: messenger RNA, 1023 nt
Organism: Penicillium cinerascens
Lineage: Eukaryota; Fungi; Ascomycota; Eurotiomycetes; Eurotiales; Aspergillaceae
Exons: 5
Coding region: 1-1023 (340 amino acids)
Source: RefSeq, a predicted model, not a curated record
AUGGCUGAUCGCAGUCUGGCGGUGAAGGCGGUGGCGGCUACUUUUGUAUCAAUCGCUUUCGUCGUGGUGUGUCUUCGGGUAUAUUGCCGAUCGAGAGUGGUCAAAAGCUUUGGAUGGGAUGAUGGUCUUAUGGUGGUGGCAAUGCUCUUCUAUAUUAUGUAUUCAGGAAGCAUGAUUGGUGGAAGCCUUUAUGGCACUGGGAGGCUAUUUGAUGAUAUAACCAAGAAGGACGCCCUCAUGGCAAUGAGAUACUGGUGGCUUUGCGAGAUUGGUUACUGUUUUUCUUCCGUCUUCUGCAAAGCCUCGGUCUGCGUCUUCUUGCUCCGGAUUACCGUUCGCCGCGUCCACAAUUGGAUCCUCUACUUCGUCAUGUUCUUCACCGUGGCAACAGGUCUACUGUUUAUGUUCCUGAUGCUUUUGCAAUGCAAACCGCUCUCUUUCUUCUGGACCAGAGCUGGCCCCGAUCCUCCAGAACAUGGAUCAUGUAUAAACAUGGACACAAUUAUUGCAAUGACCUAUGUAUACAGUGUUUUCGCCGCGAUUUGCGAUUUGACAGCUGGUAUUCUUCCCAUCUUUUUGGUCUGGAACCUGAACAUGAAUUACAGCAUGAAGUUUGCUGUGGUUGGCAUUCUCAGCAUGGCUUGCAUUGCAAGCGCUGCAGUGAUCGCUCGGUUUCCGUUCGUGCGAACAUUUGCCGAUCCGGAAUUUUUGUAUUCUACAGUUGAAAUAGCUGUCCUCUCAAACGUUGAAAACGGACUUGGGAUAACAGCUGCGAGCCUCGCAACACUUCGUCCGCUCCUACGCCAUAUAAAGGGAGGGCUUUCAUCGGCUGGCUACUUAAGUGGAGAGACCACGGUACCCUCAUCGCGUCGAAAUGAUCAGCGGUUUCAGUCUCUUGAGCUCAUAGAUCGAGGAAAUAAUUUGCCAUAUCAAGUCACGGUCACCACCAAGACGGCAAGUGGCACUUCACCUUUCCGUCAUUUGGAUGAGCGGACUGGAAGUGAAGAGUAUCUUACAGCAUAA